Messenger RNA from Beta vulgaris subsp. vulgaris (sugar beet), 5844 nucleotides. Its product is annotated as clathrin heavy chain 1. Gene Ontology annotation, cellular component: clathrin coat of trans-Golgi network vesicle; clathrin complex; chloroplast. Gene Ontology annotation, molecular function: structural molecule activity; clathrin light chain binding. Bases 230 to 5347 code for a protein of 1705 amino acids. The transcript has 30 exons. The record is from RefSeq and is a predicted model, not a curated record. Lineage: Eukaryota; Viridiplantae; Streptophyta; Magnoliopsida; Caryophyllales; Amaranthaceae. Gene Ontology annotation, biological process: receptor-mediated endocytosis; intracellular protein transport.
CUACUACUACUAUAUUUUCUCCAGUCUCUCUGUCUCUCGCAGAUCUCCUCAUUUUCAUUUUCUCUCCCCUCUCUUCAAACUCUCGUUCUAGCACAGAUCUUUCUCUUUCUCUCUCCUGGUCUUUUAUCGUAUAAGAACCCUCGCUUUUUCAUAAGGGAGGGUUCGCUGAUUAAGACGAACUCAAAAUCCAAAUUCUUUUCAUUCGUCUUCUUCAAAGAUCUACUCAACAAUGGCUGCCGCUAAUGCUCCUAUUGUUAUGAAAGAAGCUUUAACGCUGCCAAGCGUAGGGAUAAAUCCUCAGUUCAUAACUUUCACUCAUGUAACCAUGGAAUCGGACAAGUAUAUUUGUGUGAGAGAGACUUCUCCUCAAAAUAGUGUUGUGAUUAUCGACAUGAGCAUGCCAAGUCAGCCUUUGAGACGUCCCAUCACGGCUGAUUCUGCUUUGAUGAACCCUAAUUCAAGAAUUCUCGCUCUUAAAGCUCAACUUCCCGGGACUACUCAGGAUCAUCUUCAGAUAUUUAAUAUUGAAGCAAAAGCAAAGAUAAAGUCCUAUCAAAUGCCUGAGAUGGUUGUCUUCUGGAAAUGGAUUACGCCUAAGAUGUUAGGCCUGGUCACGCAGACAUCAGUUUACCAUUGGUCAAUUGAAGGUGAUUCUGAACCUGUGAAAGUGUUCGAGCGGACUGCAAAUCUAGCAAACAAUCAAAUUAUUAAUUACCGAUGUGAUCCCUCGGAGAAAUGGUUGGUUCUGAUCGGAAUUGCUCCUGGAUCUCCUGAGAAGCCACAAUUGGUUAAAGGAAACAUGCAGCUGUUUUCAGUGGAUCAGCAGCGUAGUCAAGCUCUUGAAGCUCAUGCAGCUUCAUUUGCUCAAUUCAAGGUUCCUGGAAACGAAAAUCCUUCAACUCUUAUUUCCUUUGCCAGCAAGACAUCUAAUGCUGGACAGGUUACUUCAAAGUUGCAUGUCAUUGAACUUGGUGCCCAGCCUGGGAAACCCGGAUUUAGUAAGAAACAAGCAGAUCUCUUCUUCCCUCCAGAUUUUGCAGAUGACUUUCCUGUGGCUAUGCAGAUAUCUCAGAAGUAUGGAUUGAUAUAUGUAAUCACAAAGCUAGGUCUUCUGUUUGUAUAUGAUCUGGAGACGGCUAGUGCGGUUUACAGAAACAGGAUCAGUCCUGAUCCAAUCUUUUUGACGUCUGAAGCAUCCUCCGCUGGUGGAUUUUAUGCUGUCAACAGACGAGGUCAGGUGUUGUUAGCCACUGUAAAUGAAGCAUCAAUUGUGCCAUUUGUUAGCGGUCAGCUUAAUAACCUGGAGCUUGCAGUUAAUCUUGCAAAGCGAGGAAACCUUCCUGGUGCAGAAAACUUGGUUGUCCAGCGAUUCCAGGAACUGUUUGCUCAGACAAAGUACAAGGAGGCAGCUGAGCUUGCUGCAGAAUCUCCGCAGGGCAUUUUGCGCACUCCUGAUACCGUUGCCAAGUUCCAGAGUGUUCCUGUACAAGCUGGGCAAACACCACCAUUGCUGCAGUACUUUGGAACAUUGUUAACCAGGGGAAAACUCAAUGCUUUUGAAUCACUGGAAUUGUCUAGACUAGUUGUUAAUCAGAACAAGAAGAAUCUGUUGGAAAAUUGGUUGGCAGAGGACAAGCUUGAAUGUAGUGAGGAGCUUGGAGAUCUUGUGAAGACAGUGGAUACUGACCUUGCUCUGAAAAUAUACAUCAAAGCUAGGGCAACUCCAAAGGUUGUUGCAGCGUUUGCUGAGAGGAGGGAGUUUGAUAAGAUUUUGAUAUAUUCAAAGCAGGUUGGGUACACACCUGAUUAUUUGUUCCUCUUGCAAACAAUCUUACGGACUGACCCUCAGGGAGCUGUUAAUUUUGCUUUAAUGAUGUCUCAAAUGGAGGGAGGCUGCCCUCUUGACUACAAUACUAUCACAGAUCUGUUCCUUCAGAGAAACUUGAUUCGUGAGGCAACUGCAUUUUUAUUGGAUGUGCUCAAGCCCAAUUUACCAGAACAUGGUUAUCUCCAAACUAAAGUUUUGGAAAUAAAUCUAGUCACGUUUCCGAAUGUAGCAGAUGCAAUAUUAGCUAAUGGCAUGUUCAGCCAUUAUGACCGCCCACGAAUUGCACAGCUUUGUGAAAAGGGUGGCCUGUAUUUGCAGGCUCUCAAGCAUUACACUGAGUUACCGGAUGUUAAGCGUGUCAUAGUCAAUACACAUGCUAUUGAGCCACAGGCACUUGUGGAGUUCUUUGGAACUCUUUCUAAGGAGUGGGCCCUGGAGUGCAUGAAAGAUCUUUUACUGGUUAAUCUCAGAGGCAAUCUCCAGAUAAUUGUGCAGGUUGCCAAAGAAUAUUGUGAGCAAUUAGGCGUCGAUGGUUGCAUGAAGCUCUUCGAGCAGUUCAAAUCUUAUGAAGGACUGUAUUUCUUCUUGGGCUCAUUUUUAAGCUCUAGUGAGGACCCAGAAAUCCAUUUUAAGUACAUUGAAGCAGCAGCUAAGACUGGGCAAAUUAAGGAAGUGGAACGUGUAACUCGAGAAUCGAACUUUUAUGAUGCUGAGAAAACAAAGAAUUUCUUAAUGGAAGCAAAGCUUCCAGAUGCAAGGCCUCUAAUAAAUGUUUGUGAUCGUUUUGGGUUUGUACCUGACCUUACCCACUACCUCUACAAGAACAAUAUGCUCCGAUACAUUGAAGGCUAUGUGCAAAAGGUCAAUCCUGCCAAUGCUCCACUAGUUGUAGGGCAGCUGUUAGAUGAUGAGUGUCCUGAAGAUUUUAUCAAAGGCCUCAUACUCUCCGUGAGAUCUCUUCUUCCCGUAGAGCCACUUGUGGAGGAGUGUGAAAAAAGGAAUCGCCUGCGCUUGCUCACCCAGUUCCUGGAGCACCUUGUUAGUGAGGGGAGCACUGAUGUACAUGUUCACAAUGCUCUGGGCAAGAUCAUCAUUGACAGCAAUAACAACCCCGAGCAUUUUCUCACUACUAAUCCUUACUAUGAUUCCCGUGUUGUGGGUAAAUAUUGUGAGAAAAGGGAUCCUACUCUCGCUGUUGUUGCAUAUAGGCGAGGACAGUGUGAUGAGGAGCUUAUUAAUGUCACAAAUAAGAAUUCAUUAUUCAAGCUACAGGCCAGAUAUGUCGUGGAGAGAAUGGAUGGUGACCUCUGGGAUUUGGUCCUCACUCCAGACAAUGAGUACAGGCGGCAAUUAAUAGAUCAAGUUGUUUCAACUGCUUUGCCUGAAAGCAAGAGCCCUGAGCAGGUUUCUGCUGCUGUUAAAGCCUUUAUGACAGCUGAUCUUCCUCAUGAGCUGAUUGAGCUUCUUGAAAAGAUUGUGCUUCAAAACUCUGCUUUCAGUGGAAACUUCAAUUUGCAAAAUCUACUUAUACUUACUGCUAUCAAGGCAGAUUCUUCAAGAGUUAUGGAUUACAUCAAUAGGCUGGACAACUUUGAUGGACCUGCAGUUGGAGAAGUGGCAGUGGAAGCACAGUUGUAUGAGGAAGCAUUUGCGAUCUUUAAGAAAUUUAACUUAAAUGUCCAGGCUGUGAACGUGCUGCUGGACAAUAUCCGCAAUAUCGACCGGGCUGUGGAGUUUGCAUUUCGUGUUGAAGAGGAUGCUGUAUGGAGUCAGGUUGCCAAGGCCCAACUCAAGGAAGGUCUAGUGAGUGAUGCAAUUGAGUCAUUUAUCCGGGCUGAGGAUGCCACCCAUUUCUUGGAAGUUAUUAAAGCAGCUGAGGAUGCAGAUGUUUACCAUGACAUGGUGAAAUACCUUCUGAUGGUUAGGGAGAAGGUCAAGGAGCCCAGGGUUGACAGUGAACUUAUAUACGCAUACGCGAAAAUUGAUAGACUUAGUGAAAUUGAAGAGUUCAUACUUAUGCCCAAUGUUGCCAAUCUUCAAACCGUUGGAGAUCGUCUAUAUGAUGAAGCUUUAUAUGAGGCAGCAAAGAUCAUAUACGCAUUCAUUUCUAACUGGGCUAAGCUGGCUGUUACUCUUGUGAAAUUAAAGCAGUUCCAAGGUGCUGUUGAUGCAGCUCGUAAGGCUAACAGCGCAAAGACUUGGAAGGAAGUUUGUUUCGCUUGUGUGGAUGCUGAAGAGUUCCGAUUGGCUCAGAUAUGUGGUCUUAAUGUCAUCAUACAGGUUGAUGAUCUGGAAGAGGUCAGUGAAUUCUAUCAAAACAGGGGAUGCUUUAACGAGCUCAUUUCUCUUAUGGAAAGUGGAUUGGGAUUGGAACGUGCACAUAUGGGUAUCUUCACUGAGUUGGGAGUUCUCUAUGCUAGAUACCGCCCUGAGAAGCUCAUGGAGCAUAUUAAAUUGUUUUCAACCCGUCUUAACAUACCGAAGCUGAUUAGAGCUUGCGAUGAGCAACAACAUUGGAAGGAACUUACUUAUUUGUAUAUACAAUAUGACGAGUAUGACAAUGCUGCCACCACUGUAAUGAAUCAUUCUCCAGAAGCAUGGGAUCACAUGCAGUUCAAAGACAUUAUUGUUAAGGUUGCAAGUGUGGAGCUUUACUAUAAGGCUGUACACUUCUACUUGCAAGAACAUCCUGAUCUUAUUAAUGACAUGCUCAAUGUUCUUGCACUUCGUGUGGAUCACUCACGUGUUGUUGACAUCAUGAGAAAGGCCGGUCAACUUCCUCUUGUGAAGCCAUAUAUGGUAGCUGUCCAAAGCAACAAUGUAUCUGCUGUUAAUGAAGCUUUGAAUGAGAUCUAUCUCGAGGAAGAAGACUAUGAUAGGCUUCGUGAGUCCAUAGACUUACAUGACAACUUUGACCAGAUAGGUCUUGCCCAGAAGGUGGAGAAACAUGAGUUGCUAGAAAUGAGACGUAUUGCAGCUUACAUAUACAAGAAGGCCGGCAGAUGGAAGCAGUCCAUCGCAUUGUCAAAGAAAGACAGUCUUUACAAGGAUGCAAUGGAGACUGCUUCUCAAUCUGGUGAUCGUGAACUUGCAGAGGAGUUGCUUGUGUAUUUCAUUGAGCAGGGAAAGAAAGAGUGCUUUGCAUCAUGUCUUUUUGUGUGUUACGAUUUAAUCAGAGCUGAUGUUGCAUUGGAGCUGGCAUGGUUGAACAAUAUGGUUGACUUUGCCUUCCCGUAUCUCUUACAGUUUAUUCGAGAAUACACGGGCAAGGUCGAUGAGCUGAUUAAAGCAAAACUUGAAGCUCAGAAGGAGGUUAAAGCAAAAGAAGCAGAGGAGAAAGAUAUGGUUGCACAACAGAAUAUGUAUGCACAGUUGCUGCCUCUUGCUUUACCAGCUCCACCGAUGCCUGGAAUGGGAGGAGGUGCAAUGGGUGGUGGCUAUGGUCCUCCUCCACCUAUGGGCGCGAUGGGCAUGCCUCCAAUGCCUGCUUAUGGCAUGCCACCAAUGGGCUCAUACUAAAAAAGUUUGAUUCUUCCAAGUAAUAUGAGGCUGUAGGUGCUAGCAACUCGCGGCAAAAUCAAUUUUUCUAGUAGCUGGGUUAUUGAGGUGAAGUUUCAGGCGUCUUGCAUUUUGGAUAUCUGUGUAUGCACUAAUUAGUUGUAGGAGUUGUUCAUAAUGCCUUCAAUUAUUCUUUAAUUAGCUGAGUCAAAAAAAUUUCAGUUCUCUUUGGGUAGUCAGGGUUGGUCCUUAGAUUACCUCGUUGUAUGUUUUAUAGUGCUGGUUUGUUGAAAUUUGUCGUAUCUUGUGGAUUUUGAAGUGCAAGUGGUGGAUUUGCCACUGUGUAUAGGAUAUAGGUCAUGGAAUUUACUAUCGAACAGUAUGUUUUAUAAAUAUGUUGGGAGAUUUUGAUAGUAUCCAUUUGUAUGCUGAAAUAUACUCAUCUUUGGAUCUCAUUUUGUAAAAACAUGCAACUUUAGUUUCUUUCAGCAAUUAUUGAUGAACCAUUUUGUGUGCAA